AUGGAGCUAAGCAUACAGGUAAUGAAGAGAGCCCUUGUGUACGAGCACACUAAAGAUUUAGGUAAGAACUUUACAGUUUCGCCAUUGUCGUGUACAAUUCUGCUGAGUAUGGUGGCUUCUGGACUGAAAGGAGAAGCUUUAGAGCAGAUGAUGUUUUUCUUAAGGCUUAAAACUGGGCUGAAAAGUAUAGCUGAUCUAAUUUCUGAGUCUCGUCGAGUAAUGGCUAUGGUAUCAUCUGUCAACAUCCAAGGACCUUUUCCUUUACUUUUCUCCUCUGUCAAUGGUGCUUGGGUGGAUAAGAAGUACAAGCUCAAGCCCUCAUUUCAACAUGUUUUGAAGACCAUUUAUAGAGCAGACUCCGUGGCAUUAGAUUUUGGCAACAAGAAUGAAGAGGAAGUAGCUGAAAUAAAUACUUGGGUGAAGAAUGCAACUAAUGGACUCAUCAAAGAGAGUGUUCCAAAUCAUCUUAUUAAUAAUAAGAAUACAGUUCUAAUCCUUGCAAAUGCUCUCUACUUCAAAGGAACUUGGGCAGAGCCAUUUCUUCCAGUUCGAAAUGUUACUAAGAGUUUUUACACCCUAGAUGGGAAUAUGGUUCAAGUUCCCUACUUGACUGAAUAUUCUUUGGUCUAUUCAUAUGGAUCUUCUCAAGGAUGUAAGAUUCUUAAGUUGCCUUAUAAAGUCGGCAAUCAAAAGGAGCUUAGCUUUUCCAUCAGCUUUUUUCUUCCUGAUGAGAAAGAUGGGCUGCAUGACUUGCUGAAACGAUUGAGUUCAGACUCGGCUCUACUGAAGUUCAAAUUCAACCAAGUGCGAAUGCGAAAGAUAAGGAUUCCAAAGUUCAAGCUUGAGUAUAACAUGGAGGUUUCUGAUAUGAUGGAACAAAUGGGGUUGAGGCUGAACCUUAAGAAGGACUCGGAGAUGUUAGAAGAUACAGAUCCUAACACCGUUGAAGAUAUGAAAGUUUGUCACAGUUGUUGUGUUGAAGUUGGUGAAAAUGGAUGUGAACCUUUAGCUGUACAGACAUUUGAUACCAGUACCAGAGAUGUUCCACCGCACACUGUGUUCAUUGCUGAUCAUCCAUUUAUGUUCAUGAUAAGGGAAGACUCUUCUGAAACUCCCAUCUUUCUUGGAGCUGUGGUUAAUCCCCUACUUCAAUGA
Messenger RNA from Humulus lupulus (European hop), 1155 nucleotides. RefSeq names its product serpin-Z2B-like. NCBI's taxonomy places the organism in Eukaryota, Viridiplantae, Streptophyta, Magnoliopsida, Rosales, Cannabaceae. The transcript has 2 exons. The record is from RefSeq and is a predicted model, not a curated record. The coding region runs from base 1 to 1155 and encodes 384 amino acids. Gene Ontology annotation, molecular function: serine-type endopeptidase inhibitor activity.